AUGAAGCUUCUUGGCUCUUUGGGUAAACUCGCGGCGGGCCUGCUGCUCCUCACGGCGCAGGCCUCGGCACUCACGUACAAGGGCUUCAGUCUUGGAGCCAACCGAGCUGAUGGAGCCUGCAAGUACACGGCGGACUGGAAGAAGGACUUCCAGACCAUCAAGAGUUGGAACAAGGGCUUCAACGCUGUCCGCCUUUACGCCUGCAGUGAUUGCAACACUCUUGGCAAGGCUGUUCCCGCUGCCAAGGCUACUGGCAUCAAGAUCCUUGUCGGCGUCUGGGCCACUGACGAUGCCCACUUUGGACGAGAGAAGGCUGCUCUUCUCAGUGCCAUCAAGGCUCACGGCACCGACUGGAUUGCUGCUAUCAGUGUCGGCUCUGAGGAUCUUUACCGAAAGGACAUUUCCCCUCAGAAGCUGGCCCAACAGAUCUACGACGUCCGUGGCAUGGUCAGACAGUUCAACAAGAACCUAAGGGUUGGCCACACUGAUACCUGGACUGCUUGGGUUGACGGCGCCAAUGACGUUGUCACCAAGGCCUGCGACAUUGCCAUCACCAACGGCUUCCCCUACUGGCAGGGAGUCAACAUCAAGGACGCCCUCCGACUCAAGACCUUCCAGAACUCGUACUGGGACGUCAAGCGCCGCGUCAACCAGGUCCAUCCCAAGAUCGAGAUCUGGGUGGGUGAGACUGGCUGGCCCACCAAGGGCGCCAACUACAAGGGUGCCGCCGCCACGACCGCCGCUCUGCAGAGCUACUACAACAACGUUGGUUGCUGGCUCUGGAAACAGACCAGCGCCAGCGCCUUCUGGUUCACGGCUUUCGAUUCGCCCACGGCCAGUCCCGAGGUUGAGAAGCACUUUGGUAUUGCUGACUCGAACCGCAAGCUGAAGUUUGGCUUGACUUGCUAA
Molecule: messenger RNA, 909 nt
Organism: Fusarium falciforme
Lineage: Eukaryota; Fungi; Ascomycota; Sordariomycetes; Hypocreales; Nectriaceae
Exons: 3
Coding region: 1-909 (302 amino acids)
Biological process (GO): cell wall organization; carbohydrate metabolic process
Cellular component (GO): extracellular region; cell surface; fungal-type cell wall
Molecular function (GO): glucan endo-1,3-beta-D-glucosidase activity; 1,3-beta-glucanosyltransferase activity
Source: RefSeq, a predicted model, not a curated record